Molecule: messenger RNA, 3235 nt
Organism: Notodromas monacha
Lineage: Eukaryota; Metazoa; Arthropoda; Ostracoda; Podocopida; Cyprididae
Source: the annotation of a GenBank genome assembly
AGUUUACGUUCCAGACGAUUAAAUUUGCGCAGAAGACAAUGUUGGGGAGGAAUUGGACGCGAGUUGGAAGAUGGGGUGUGGAGCAGUUGAGAAGCAUGAGCCAGGCGACUGCUGUCAAGAAUCUGGAGAAGAUGCAUGCGGAGUUUGAAGGCAGACCUUUGUACCUUGAUGCACAAGCAACGACGCCGUUGGAUCCCCGCGUCCUGGACGCAAUGCUGCCUUACAUGCUCGUAAAUUUCGGGAACCCUCAUUCCAGGACCCAUGCCUAUGGCUGGGAAAGCGAGAGAGCAAUGGAAGAUGCGCGGAAAAGCGUGGCAGCCAUCAUCAAUGCUGACCCGCGGGAAAUCAUAUUCACUUCCGGUGCGACGGAAUCGAAUAACAUUUCCGUGAAAGGCGUGGCCAGGUUUUACAAAUCAAAGAAACGCCACGUCAUAACGACUCAAACGGAACACAAGUGCGUUCUCGACUCAUGCCGAGCCCUGGAAGGAGAAGGCUUCGAAGUGGAGCCCGUACAAAGUGGUGGAGGCCAGGAGCGUGGAAUCAGAAGUGGUACAGUUCCAACUCCGUUGGUGGUUGGCUUGGGGAAGGCUUGUGAAAUUUGCAUUUCAGACAUGGAGUAUGACAUGAAUCAUAUGAUCCGGCUGUCCAACCGUCUCCUCAGUCUUUUCGAGGCCAAUCUCACAAAUGUGAUUCGAAAUGGAGAUCCGAAACAAACUUACCCUGGAUGUGUGAACUUGUCCUUCGCCUGUGUGGAAGGCGAAAGUUUGUUGAUGGCGCUGAAGGAUGUGGCGCUCUCUAGCGGAUCCGCGUGCACUUCUGCAUCUCUGGAGCCAUCUUACGUUUUGCGUGCCAUUGGUGCCGAUGAAGAUUUGGCGCAUUCUUCAAUCCGCUUCGGCUUUGGGAGGUUUACCACUGUGGAAGAGGUUGAUUACACAGCUAUGAGAACGAUUGAAGCUGUGAAGAAGUUGAGGGAAAUGAGUCCCUUGUGGGAAAUGCUGCAGGACGGAAUUGACUUGAAAAGCACAGUGUUUAAUAGAUUUGUUUUUGUUGAGAUGGCACCUAAGAAAGCAGCCAGAAAAGUGUUUUCAAUCAAAGUGAAGCAAGAAAUCAUUAAAAAAAAAGAAGCUGGACAAAAAGUUGGUGAUAUUGCAAGAGAGUAUGGUGUGCACAACUCUAGCAUCAGCUCCAUCCUUGCCCAGAAAGAGAAAAUCAUGAUGUCUUCUGUUGCAAAAGGAGUGAAAAAGGUUGGUUCCAGAAGUACAACCAUGGAAGAAAUGGAGAAGCUCUUGUUCAUCUGGUUUACUGACAGGCAGUUGAAAGGAGAGAUCACCCAUAUGGGCAUGAUCAUGAAGAAAGCCAUAAUUAUAUUUGCAGACCUCAAAGAAAAAGAGGAGGCCCAAGAAUCAUGCACAGGACAACCACCAAAGGAAAUGGAAGUUCUUGUGUUUUGUAGUGGCUGGGCUAAGAGGAUCAAGAAAAGGUUGGGGAUUAAUAGUUUUUUUAUGCAUGGUGAAGGAGGCAGUGCUGACAAAUUGGCAGCUGAGAAGUUUGCCAAACAAUUUCAAGAUUUUGUUAAAGAAGAAGGUUAUCAAGCCCAGCAGGCAAACAUGAAGUUCAGCAUUUUGCACAGAAGUUCCAAUUCGGCCGCCCGGUUGGCUGUGUUGAGUGAGUUCAAGUCGAAAACUGAUGCUUGUGUAAAAACGCCGUGUUUUUUGCUGACCACGCGUGGCGCCACAGUGCCUCACUUGACCUACGAUACGUUACAAUUGGUUCUCGGGGAUCGUGGUUCGGAAUAUCCCAGUUAUGUCCGAGUCACCGACUUGACAGUCGCCCAGAAACCCGGGUACAACAAUGAAGGUAUCUCGAUUUGGACAAGACACGGAAGAAAGACCCUCAGUGUGGAAAAUGUUUAUCAACAGGCAAACAUGAAGUUCAGCAUUUUGCACAGAAGUUCCAAUUCGGCCGCCCGGUUGGCUGUGUUGAGUGAGUUCAAGUCGAAAACUGAUGCUUGUGUAAAAACGCCGUGUUUUUUGCUGACCACGCGUGGCGCCACAGUGCCUCACUUGACCUACGAUACGUUACAAUUGGUUCUCGGGGAUCGUGGUUCCCAUGUUCUUCAGUACUGUUUGGAUGGGAUCGAACCGAUUUCAGAUGCCGUGGAGGAUAGCAAAACGUCAUUGGCGGAAUUUGCGGGAAUGUCUGAAUAUCCCAGUUAUGUCCGAGUCACCGACUUGACAGUCGCCCAGAAACCCGGGUACAACAAUGAAGGUAUCUCGAUUUGGACAAGACACGGAAGAAAGUCCCUCAGUGUGGAAAAAUAUUUGGAGAAAAUCACCGCAUUCAGACCGGAUAUUUGGCAGGCUUUUGUGGACACAGACACUUCAAGUGCCAAAAAAGUGAAGCGAACGUUGAUCCGAAACGAAACCUUUCUUACCAAGGCCAUAGAAGCCAAAAAUUCCAGACCGAUUUUGAUUCGAAUGCAGGAAUUGACGAAUAGUGCAGUGAUUGCGACGAUUGUCGGUGGCUUAAACCAUAAGCAGAGAAGCGAGUUUCUUGGGACGACGUGCGCUUCUGCUGGAGCAGACGGAUUCAGUUUUGAGGGUUUCUUUCCUGGUGGAACCGGAAAUGUUGCUUCCGAGUACACGCCGGAAAUUGCUGAUGUGUUCAGGGAAUACGUGGAAAAGCUGCCAGAAGACAAACCCAGAUUAUUGCCUGGGGCCUUCAAUCCCAAAUUUAUUGAAAGUGCAGUUUUGGCUGGAUUUGAUGUGUUCGACUCGUCUUUACCGUAUUUGGCUGCAGAAAACGGAUUAGCGCUUCGGAUUCCUCAUGUAAGUUCAGAAAAAGUUGUUCAUCCGACGGAAACUGCGCAAGGGGAACUAGUUGAACCCGGCAUUGUAGUGGAUGAAGAUGAUGCAGAAGAAAAUUAUUCAGGCUGUGGUCCACAGUGGAAAGGUUUCACUUUGCCACUAAAAGCAAAGAAGUACACGGAGGAUUUCACGCCGAUUGCAGCAGACUGCAGUUGUUACACGUGUCGGAAUUACACCAAGGCGUACGUGUCUUAUCUUUUGAACGUGAAGGAGAUGCUGGCAACCGUGCUGUUGAUGCUGCAUAACUUGCAUCACUUCGAAGAUUUUUUCGCUGCAUUGAAAAAGAGACACAUGGGUUCAAUCAGGAGUGUUUGAUUAUUGGGAGCUGGUUUUAAUGAAAGCUUGAAACAUUUCUGAAAUCUUUAAAA